Messenger RNA from Aegilops tauschii subsp. strangulata, 1173 nucleotides. RefSeq lists its product as uncharacterized. The record is from RefSeq and is a predicted model, not a curated record. Lineage: Eukaryota; Viridiplantae; Streptophyta; Magnoliopsida; Poales; Poaceae.
ACGAUUGGGCCGCGCACGACCUCCACCGGCGGUGACUGGGCUGGAAAAAAUGGAGGAUGCUGGCAUGGAGUUCCUGCUCGAUGCCGUUGACAGAUUUCCAUUGCGGGAGGAGUUCGCCGACAGUCAUGAGCACCCAGAUCCGGUUCCUCUUGCAUUGUUGGCGAACCCCGGAAGUGAAGUUGCCGCCCCAGCAGACUCGAGUACUGGGUCUGGUUGUGCUCAACAGCUCAGUGUCAAAGUCAAUGGCAGCGCACGAGACGGGGUGUGGCGACGUCCCGACUCUUCCCCGACAAGGUCCGCUCAGUCAACUGACAGGAUCAACGCGCAGGCACCUGGGUGGACUAAAAGAUUAAGGCUGGGAAGUGCACCACCGGACCGGACACAAUGCCCUUCCCGAAUGAGCGCUAUGGAGCAGUCGAUUCACAAGUACGCAGAGAAGCCAACAAAAAGUGUGAUAAGGCAUGCAAGUAAAAUAUACACUAGGGCGAUGUUUGAAGAAUUCGGACGCUUGUUAAUUGAAGCGACAACAUACAAUGUCACAGAGAAGGAGAAGAUGAGGAAGUAUGUCACGGUUCACAACAAUGCAGCGAAAAGAGAGAAAUGGAGCAGGGUUGAGUAUGAGGUGAACGUAACCGAAGACAAACAGAGUAUACAUGUGAAUGUGGUCGGUUCGAGCACACUGGAAUGUUGUGCAGCCAUGUAUUGAGGGUCAUGGAGAUACUACAUAUGGAGGAGAUCCCUGCUAAGCAUAUAUUGAAGCGGUGGACCAAAGACGCGAGGGACAUACUUCCAAAAGAUCUGGUUCAGUACCAGAGAGAUAAUUCAGUUAACAUGUCGUUGACAUGUAGGCACUCGACCCUUUACUUGAGAGCAAUGGAGGUAGUGCGGCUGGGUGACUCUAGUGCAGAAGCAUUCGAUCACAUAUUAGACGGGCUUGAAGCUCUUUUGGUGAGUGGCGCACCUUUCAGAAAGCGAAGGAUGGUCUGGGUUUUGUGGACCGCAUGGGUGAAUUAGCUCCCGGUACUUUGCCUGGCAAUGGAGAGAUUCCAUAUGUUGGCGGCGAGUGUGUUGACAAAUGCAUCAGUGCUGGAAAUUCUGGGAGUGUCAAUGCUCUCCUUGGCCUCAUAGCUCCAGAAAAGAAAGGGGGGGGUCAGUAGACCAACGAAUAGCAGG